CCUGGACGAAUUGGCCAUCGAACUUCUCCAAAGUCACCAAACCGGCUAGAAAUUGGCAGGCAAUCCGAACCCACCUGUCAAAUAGUAGAGUGAAGAAUCAAUCGUAAAGACUUUGCACGAGAAAGAACACACUAGAAUCUCUCUGCUUUCCAGCUGAUAUGAUCAACGACGUCAUCAUUUGUUGGGACCCUUCUGUUUUCUCGUAUGAAAGAAAACAACAGUAGGCAGCAUACGAAUUCUGUUGUCUUCCAUCUAAUAUUUCUCCAGUUUACUAGUCAAACUUGUAUAAUUCCACGAACCACUCCCUGCUCCAAGUCUUCUGCAGUCUGCAGCACCAUUCAUUUCUAGUAAGACCUUAGACAUCAUAAAAGAAAGGAGAAAAAGAAAAGAAAAGAAGAGAAAAAACUUAGACAACCUAGUCACCAUCACCACUCACCAGGACACCUCUGCCUUCGACUUUUAUGUCCAAACCAAACAAAUUUUCAAUCACUGGACUGAUAUAUGAUAAGGCAAUCAAACCUUUUUACCAGCUUCAUCUGAGAAAAGCUUUCAUCUUGCUAAUCUACAGUGACCUGACCCUCAAAAAGCUCAUAACUUUGUCUUCCCAUAAGCUUUAGAAAACUGACCCAGUAGAUACUUCGUUGCUUAGAAUGGUGGGUUGCAGUGCUGACGGGGACCUGAAUGAAGAAAAGUACACUCGGCCUCUGCCAUGGAUUGGACUCUAUGUAGCAGCAGCAUCUCUAGCCUGUGCAAUUGCCAUGGCUGCAGAUUUCAUCCACAGUUGCCGUCACAAGAAAUUCUGGUUCCCUAAUAAGUUCUUCUCCAUCAACGCAACUUCACUGACCAUCGUAGCAGUUGCAGUCAAGCUCUCAGUGGAUCUCAACACCCCCAUGCCCAGCCGAAACGACCAGCUCUCCAAACUCAGCAGUGGUGUGUUGGUCUGCGUGGUAAUUGCAAACUCGAUGCCUUCGCUAGGAACGGUGCAGAACAAGGAAAUCAUGAUGAAUAUCAUGGCUUUUGCAAUACUGGUGGUCACUGUUUUAGUCAACAUAGCGAUCCAAUUGGGCACUGGGGUGAUCUAUGUUUGCUGGUGGGAGCAUGUUGGCGUGAUGUCUCUUAUGCUUGUGAUGCUCUUAAUCUUGGGCUCAUCUGCUUUAGCUGUGGCAACAACCAAGACAGAGUUAGAGUUCAUGUACAAGAAGAAAUGUGACAUGGCUAUGCAAGAGGGGUCGAAGGAUAUGAAUAGAAGAACGCCAGAGGAGUUGAAAGAAGACCUGAUGAAGUUCUGGAUAAUGGCACACACCAGCAACCCUCAAUUUGUAAUGGGGCGUUCAGUUACUUGUGCUGCCUCAGGUGCACUGUGUCUCCUUGGCACCACAGUUCUUGCAGAGGCAAUGCUGAGGUCAUUUUUCAUGCCAGGAUCCUUCAAAUUUUGUGCAGGGGAGUCUGACUACCAAUGGUCAACGACUUUAGUCCUCGUCGCACAGGCUUUAGCAGUUGGGGUUGGUAGUGUGGCACCAGCAGUCAGGUGGUUCAGUUCAGUGUUAUACAGGUUGCCAAGAAACCGGAAGAUAAAUUGUACAGGAAUAUGUUUCAAAGUGGAGAAGUACUGGAUUCAGUGUCUGGUAGAGAUCAAAGAGUGUCCAUUCAUACGCAUCGAAAGCCAGCUACUCCGAAAACUUGCACAUGAAGCAAAGCGCAGUUGCUUGGACACUAUUAUUCGAGCGCAAAAUGGAAUAGUAAUGGGAUGCAAAUUGAUUCAAUUCAUUUCCAUCUUCUGUGCAUGCAUAAUUGUGAAGGUCUGUGAUUCGUGCAGCAAGUUGAAGAAGCUGCUACCAAGUGAAAGCAUUUCAGCUGAUCAGAGCAUGGAGACCAAAAACUUAGAUCUAAGCCGCUUCGUUUUGCAUUUUGAAGGCGAGGAAGAACUUGUGGAAGUGACAAUGAAGAAGAAUUGUACUGCCACAGAUAACUGGAUGCGGGAGGGGGAAAAGAAACAGCCAAAACAUCUCACUGACCUGUUGAAAAGGGCAACCUUUGCAGAAGGAUUCAAGGGAGUAAGAGAAAUUGACUGCGACCAAGUUUGCAGCCUGGAUUGUGAAGAGCCUCCACAACCUUGGUCUCUUCCUAUAGUUACUUUAACAGCCAUUGCAAUUUCACUCCCAAAUAUAAGUAGUUGUUCGGUCAAACAGUUGUUGCGCAGUGUACAUGAGGGGCUCGUGUAUGUCAAACUCAUAGAAGAACAUUUGGAUGGGAAAGAAGAGCUGACUAACACAAGAAGAGCAGCAUUUAAAGUGUGGUCGGGUGUCGACAUAUACCACAAAUGGCUGGAUGUGGAUCUUCAUAAACUAUCAUUGAAAUCGAAAAGCACAAGAGAAGUACUCGAACUGCUAGUUGAAGGUGGAAAGAGCAGGCUUACAGAGUUUAAGAAUGCAUAUCCAACUGAAUGCCCAAGGAUCAACCCUUCAGAAUGGCACGCCGAGGCAUUGGCAGCUAAUUCCAUGUAUAGAAUAAGCAGCACCAUUCUGAAAAACUAUCAGCACUACAACAUGGCUCCAGGGGAAAGCUUAUUUCCAUCACUUGUUGUGCUGAUCUCCGAUCUAUUGGCAGCUUGUCUCACUAACUUGAGACCAUUCAUAUUCAGCAAGUGUUUGAAGACCACAAUUGAAGAGAGAAAAGGCAGUGUCAGGGAAGCAGUCUACAUCCUUGGCCAGAUGGUAGAGAUAGUGAAACUUCUUGACCAAAGUUCACUAUCCAUUGUGUACUCCGACAAAAUCACAACCAUUGCGGACUGGCGUUCAUUGCACAAAGCGAUCAAACCUCUGGCAAUAGCUCCUCAUCCAACAAUGGUUGAUACAGCUUCAAUCAAUGCAGGAUAGAAGUACCUAAUCAUCAGCUGAAAUACAGUGUACCCUACGCAGCUAAUACAGGAUAUGUUAUCUUGUAAUAAGAUUUUCAUCUGUUGUUAUGGAAUAUAAGUGAAAGGCUUCAACUACUUUACUACAGCUAACUCUUUGCACAGACAAGUCAUUCAGAUGUUAUAACUUUAUUUUAGCUACUGUGUAUCAUAGACAAUAAUGUCAAUAUGCCAAAGACCAUAGACUAUGGAUUAUCAACCUAGUUGAUUAUCUAUAAGCUAGCAAGUGAAUGGAUUAGCCAAGAAAAUCAAAGCACUCAUAGGCUUGUGUCAUUUUCACAGAAUUUGGUACAAACAGCCAUUCACCACUAAAGCAUAACACAUAGAAUUAGAAGCAAAUGGAAGAGGUGAAGCACUCCAAUGAGCUUCUGCUUACUAAAGCAUAACUUACGUCCACUCACACACUCUUCACCCAAUAUAUUUGACUGUCUCACAGCAAUUAAGAAACUGAGUUGUUCUCCUUGAAAGUGAAUCAAUCGACAAUCAUAAACUUAUAGGAACAGCAAUCUGCGGAUAGUAGUAUAAAGCGAAGACAAGUCCACAUUAGCACUAAUAACCAGCCGACAACACAUUCUCUGCACUCAGCAAAUGUUAAAUGUUUCCGACUUUGUUCCUUUUGCAAUAUAAUGGCAUGAAAAUUCAUGAUUAAGAACCGAAAGAAAGUUCGGUAUACAAUGAUAGCAUACAUGGCUUGCUUCUAAGCAUUCAAAUUUGAAGCAGAAUCUGCUAUAAUACCAGCAUUGUGAUUCUUGAAGCGCAACCCAAGCUUAACAAAACACAAGGAAGAAGCUUCUGUACAUCCAAAAUAGCCAUUGGAGUAAUGAACAGCAUAAAGAGACUCCUGAAGUAGAACUGAGAAUUCCCAAAGAUCGCAAGAACGCAAAGAGGCAAAGUAAUUCUAUUUAUUCACCCUGAUUUCCAUUGACAAAGUUCGAUAUUGAAGCAAAUAAGAAACAAAGGUUUAACAAGGGGAAAAAGGACCUAAACAAUCCCCUGACAAAAAUUGUCACCGCCAAAUCGAAGACGUAACAAGGAAACAACACCGGACCUAAAAGGAAAAGAGAAUCAAAUUCAAUCCUCCACGUCUCUCUUCUUCGGCUUCCUGUACGAUUCCUCGAUGCUUUUGGCGAUGGCCACCCCGGCGUUGGCCAUCUUGUGUAUGUUAGGGACGUUAUAGUUCUGAGCUAUGUAGAUACCGAAGAACGUACCGAGCAUGAGAUUGAACCCGCUCCUGAUAAUCCCCAUGGCCGCCGCCCCCAGCUGAUUCCCCGAAACCUCCGACGAGUUCUAAUCGGAACCCUUGAAACCCUACUUCUCUCGGUUACUCGACUUUGCCGGAGAUCGAUUUGUCGACUAGGGUUUUAUUUAAGCUGCCGGGGAGGCCUGGCUAACCCCUUCUCCAAGAUUUGCUGAUUUGCCGGGCAAGCGGAAUUAUUAUUUGUUUUUUGACGGAGGAAGAGAGGAGGGAAAAUUCUGGCAGUGGGAGGGACUCGCACGGUAUUGGCUUAGCAGCUCCUGCAGGGCCCACUGCGGUUGCUGCCCGUACGUACUAACGUAUGCCGCAAGUGGGAUCCUUUCCAACAGGCCGUUCCGGUUUAGUCAUUAUUCUGAGUUCCCAAAAUCCUGGGCUGGGAAGCCCAAAGACAGAGGGCCAACUUCCGCAGCUCGGGUCUGGAAAAUGCGGGCCUAGUAGUUUCUCUAGUUUGGGCCAAUUGCUGGCUGAGAGCAAGACCGCAGACAAAACCUCCAUUUUUUAGUCUUAGGAAUUAGGAUGCCUCUAUUGGGACGGUUCGUCUGAUGCAGGAUGGUGUUUCCAAUUGCAACUACGACAAUCAUUUAUGCAGGGAUUAAAGAUGCUCAUGUUUU
Messenger RNA from Linum trigynum, 4780 nucleotides. Lineage: Eukaryota; Viridiplantae; Streptophyta; Magnoliopsida; Malpighiales; Linaceae. The record is from the annotation of a GenBank genome assembly.